CUGCAUAAACGUUUCAAUUGUGGAAUAAAGAAAAAGUCGUAAUUAUACAUACUUGACUUCCUUGUUGGGAGGUUUCUUUUGGAAAACGAUGACACUUCCGGUUGAAAGAAGCGUGCAACGCAGUAAGAGACCGAGAUCUCAGGAUGUUCAAAACAAUAGUUCCGGAGUCUGUUGAGAAAAACUAUAUGAACAAUAUUGUAUCCUAAUAUGUAAAUAUAAUGUCAGCGUAAAAUUUAUUUUAGAAUCAAUAAUGAUACAUUUUUUAGUGCAGGGGUGUCAUUUUUAAAACAUGUUCUGCUGAAUUAUAUCAGUUGUAUUUUGUGUGUGUUAUUAUCUCCGGACACAUUAUGGUGUGACACACACCGACGUACACAGAACAGCAUGGCAGAAUGAGCUGCCGCUAAACCUUAAGGAUCGCUCAUGAAAACCGAUGAGAUAAGGUUAACAGUUCGUCUGGGCUUCAUUAAUAUAGUAAACUAAUAAUAUCCCGUCUGUCUGGAUAGCAACACAUUUGCUUUAGACCGACCGUCGCUCAAGUGAAACCUUCCAGGACGCGGCGUGGUUUCGAACAACUUGACGCAAACUCACCAGGCGUCCAUAAUGAAGGUGGUUUUUAGAGAUAACAGCGCUAAAGCUGCUACAGCUAAAACCCCAGGCACGGCUGCACCAGCUCCGAAGAAAAAAAUGAAGAUUUUCUUUAAAGAUACUCGCAGGAAGAAGCAGGGAGGACCUCAACCCGUCAAUGCCCCCCUCGCACCCCCAUCAGACCCAAAGCAGUUCUCUGCCAACUGGAAGGCUUUAUUAGAGAUCAUGAAGGCUAACCCAGAGCCGAAGGCGCAGAAGAGUGAUGUGCCCAAGAAACCCUCUCCCAAAGAGGUUAACGGUACUACCAAACCUCUUCCCGCAUCGUCUUUGACAAACGGAGGAAAAGCAGCCAAAUCCAAAACACUUAGUAGUAAAGAAACGGUUACACCGGCAGAGGAACGUAAUAAACCAACCAAGAAGAGGAAAGGGACCGGAGGGAAAGACGAAAAGAAACCAGCCAAGAGGAAAGAGAGUGGAGGAAAAGACGACCAGCAGCCAGCCAAGAAGAAAGCGAAGGAAGGGAGAGACGACCAGCAGCCAGCCAAGAAGAAAUACAAGGGGGGGAAAGACGGGCACCAGUCAGACAAGAAGGAGAAGGGGGCCCAGGAGCCAAGACCCCCAACUGACGCCGACCUGUGGUUCGACGACGUGGACCCGGAUGACAUCGAGGAGGCUGUGGGGAAGGAGGCGGCUGACGUGGUGAGGAGGAGGACGGUCCAGAAGAAGGCCCCCCAGCACGCUGAGGACGGCCUGGUCAAGAGCCACGCCUUCACCGGGCUGACGCGCGCGGUGGCGAUUGACUGUGAGAUGGUGGGGGUGGGGCCUGACGGCGAGCACAGCAUCCUGGCCCGGGUCUCCAUCGUCAACCACUUCGGGAAGAUGAUCUACGACCGCUACGUCAAGCCUACCGAGGAGGUGACCGACUACCGCACGGCCUUCAGCGGAAUCCGACCCGAGGACAUCAAAGACGGUGAGGAUAUGAAGACUGUUCAGAAGGAGGUAGGAGAGAUCAUGGAGGGAAGGAUACUGGUCGGACACGCAAUACACAAUGACUUAAAGGUUCUCUUCCUAGACCAUCCCAAGAAGAAGAUCCGUGACACCCAGAAGUACAAACCCUUCAGAGUGCGAGUUAAGAGCUCCCGACCGUCCCUCAAAGUUCUGUCCAGAGAGGUGCUGAACGUCAAGGUUCAGCAGGGAGAACACUCCUCAGUGCAGGAUGCCCAGGCCACGAUGAGGCUCUACACGAUGGUGAAGAAAAACUGGGAGGCCGAGAUCAAAGCCACUCGGGCCGAUAAGGCCGAGGCCAGGAAGCCCCGCCCCUCGGCCCUCAAGCCCCACCCCUUCAAAGACAAGUGACCCCACAACCCCCCUAACCCCACUGACAAACAAUUGGUUGCGGCGCCAUCGCAGCAGAUGAACUUUUAUUUUGAGAGAAAAAGACAAGAUGAACACGAAACGGAACCGGAAAAAGUACAACAAACAAGAGAAACUUUCAAAGAAAAAGUCCAUUAAAAAAGUUUGUAAUGUUAUUAUAAUGUAUAGCUGUAUUAUUAUAUAUGUAGCUUUAUUACUUCAGUUCACCGAGUUUUAAAACUAACAUGUAUAGACGAUAUACGUUAACAGUAGAUCCUAUCUACACCGAGCAGCUGUUGUUUGAUUAGUUCCCCAGAGGUCGUGUUCUGUGUUUGUGUUCUCAAUAAAGAUGAUUUUAAACAAUGUGUCUGAAACCUCCGAAAUCGUGUAUUACAUAUGGCACAAGAGGGCCCAAUUCGGUGAUCUCGGACCCUGUAUCUUGCUAUCUAUUCAACAGGUAUGCAGAUCAAGAUCCUUUGAGAAUUGCUGGAGGAGAAGAUGUCAUAAAUCAAAUGAAAGACGUUUGCCAUUACGACAGUGUGUUUGACUUUGAAGACCCUGGGAGUUGUCUAACUUUAUCUAAUAAACUGAAGGAGAGCAAUCGGUGAUCUUCUCAACAGAAGAGACAAGCUGAGAUGACUGAAGUUUGUGGACGAUAGCUGGAUUAAGCAGCCUCAUCUGGCC
Gadus chalcogrammus (walleye pollock) is the source of this 2622-nucleotide messenger RNA. It is a transcript of the gene rexo4, whose product is annotated as REX4 homolog, 3'-5' exonuclease. Gene Ontology annotation, molecular function: 3'-5' exonuclease activity; nucleic acid binding. Gene Ontology annotation, cellular component: nucleus. Gene Ontology annotation, biological process: rRNA processing; DNA catabolic process. The coding region runs from base 601 to 1941 and encodes 446 amino acids. The transcript is spliced from 8 exons. The record is from RefSeq and is a predicted model, not a curated record. NCBI's taxonomy places the organism in Eukaryota, Metazoa, Chordata, Actinopteri, Gadiformes, Gadidae.